AUGCUAGCGCUACUUAUCCUUGUGCUGCUGAUCAACAAGAGCAGCAGUCAUUUUCUUCAUGAUUCUGGUGCAUCAGAGGACUCCUCCUCUUUCCCAUCAAUCAUUACACCUCGUCAUGUACGCAUUCAACAUACUGAUGUCACCACGCAUUCUGAUAUUGUCAUUGAUACUUACACGCCGCACUUCUCAUGGCAAUUAGGCGAUGAGUUUGAUGAUGAGGGUGAUUUGGUCAGAGGAGUGAAACAAGUAGGCUACCACAUUCUAGUACAUGCAGAUGUUAGUAACCAAGUUAUGUGGGAUAGUGGCUAUGUACACUCCUCAUCAUCUGCACAUAUAUUGUAUGCCGGUGCACUACUCACUUCUGAUACACGUUAUUCAGCCACUAUCAAAUAUUUCACUGUCCAACGUGAAAGUCAGUGGUACAAGGCACACUUUCGCACUGCACUCUUUUCCCUCACUGAUUGGUCAGGUGAAUGGAUUGGUAGUAAUGGUAUAAACAUGAAUCAAUUACGUACUGUCAUCAAUAUAUCGAACACAAUUCGUGCAGCCACCGCUUAUAUCAGUGGCAUAGGUUAUUAUCAAUUGUAUAUUGAAGGUCAACUGAUUGACAAGUCGCGACGAUUAGAUGUUGGCUGGACAACAUAUCAGCAACGUACCCUCUAUACCUCUUAUGAUCUGACUGAUGUCUUCAACGCAACCGGUCCGAUUGGCAUUGGUAUUGUCUUAGGUCAAGGAUGGUACAAUCGGCAACAGUGGGCCAUUGGUUUAGGUGCACGUACUGAACUUUCCGAUCAAUACGGUCCGCCCCGUGUGCUGAUGCAAUUAAACCUAAACUAUACAGACGAUACUAGUCAGUCCGUUGUCACCGACUCAUCCUGGUUAGGUAGAGAAGGUGAACAUCGCUAUGAUUCCGUAUAUAUGGGCACAACAAUGGAUUUACGAGUAGUGCGUUCUUGCUGGUCAUGUGCCAAUUUCACUGAUCCAUAUCCAUUAUGGAUCAAUGCUUCCAUUCUGCCAUCACCAGUGAAUUUUACGGCCGGUGGUCACUUGUCCUUACAAACCAUGGAUCCCAUUCGAAUUGGUCCCGAUGCACUGCAUAUUGCUACCUCAGGUCGGUCGGGUCUCGUCACGGGAGUCAACGGUGUUAGUGUCACUGAUGGUGGCGUGAUCAAGCCUAUUUCAAAAGAUUCUGUCAAUGGCCAAGUAUUCGAUCUUGGUCAAAAUUUCGCCGGCUGGUGUAAAUUGACCUCACUUAAGGCUGCUAAAUCCACUAUCAUCCAAUUACGCUACGCGGAAUUGCGAUACUCAAGCGGUGAAAACGGUAUUGAUUUUAAAGGAUUAUAUUAUGAAAAUUUGCAAAGUAUUGCUGUGAUGGAUACAGUAAUUUUGAAUGGAACGGGCAAUGAAACUUUUGAACCCUUGUUUACUUAUCAUGGUUUCCGAUAUCUACUGGUCAAUGGUUAUGAUAACAUCGACAAAGAUGAUGUCGAGUGUUACAAUGCACAUAGCGAAACAACUCUGAUCGGUAAUUUUACCAGUAGCAGCGUUGUACUUAAUCAAAUACAACAUAAUAUUCUCUGGUCUCAAUUGAGUAAUUCUAUGUCCCUGCCUACCGACUGCCCUCAACGAAAUGAGCGACGUGGAUGGAUGGGUGAUGCCGCGCUUAGCAUUGACGAAGUAUUGUACAAUUUCGAUUAUGUGAAUUUCUACCUGAACUUUUUGACCAUGAUUGCCGAUAAUCAAACACCUGACGGUGCAGUUAGUGAUACAGUGCCAUUCACGGUAGGUACCAGUCCUGCCGAUCCGAACUGGGGCACAGCAUAUGCAACUAUUACUUGGUACAUGUAUGAACACACUGGCGAUAGGACUAUCAUCGAAAAAUAUUAUGUGGGCAUUCAAGCAUGGAUCGAUUGUUUAACUGGUAAAUACGUACAGACAGGCUUGGCAAAUAUGUACUAUAACUAUGGUGAUUGGGCAGCAGUCCAGCAGACAAAAAAUGCUUCACUCGUGUCUUCUUAUGCUUUUCUACAAGAUGUACACACAUUUAUUAAUAUGAGUGAAAUUUUGAAUCGCACCGAUAAUGUUGAAAAAUACACACGGUUGUAUCAACGCUUAGCUGACGAAUUUCAUCGUGUCUUCUACAAUACGGCGGUAAGUGGAUAUACUGAUGGAAGUCAAACAGCUAAUAUACUUGCACUCGCCUUACCCAAUGUUGUACCAGCAUCACUUCGUACAACUGUACUCAGUUCACUGAUCAACAGUAUUCUGGCAACUGGCUAUUUCACUGGAGGUAUCGUCAGUAUAGCUGCCUUGUAUCCUCUUCUUUCCAACGAAGGAUAUCAUGAUCUAGCCUUAAAACUUGCUCUAUCUACCUCUUAUCCAUCUUAUGGUUAUAUGUUUCAUAAUGAUAUACAAAAUGCCACAACUACCUGGGAACAAUGGAAUACGCUGCCAACGCAAGCAGGAUCAUCUUUAAAUCAUCACAUGUUUAACAGCAUUGGAGCAUGGUUCUAUCAAUAUUUGGCAGGAAUCCAGUUGAAUGCGCUCAAUACGAUCAAAAUUCAUCCACGUAUACCGUAUGAUGCUAAUCUGUUGAACCAUAUUGAAGCAGAAGUGGUGACCAUUAAAGGGGCAGUUCGAGCGAAAUGGACGCGACUGUCAGUGGAGUCAGUGUCAUUGUCGGUGACCAUACCGAAUAAUGUAGAUGCAAUUGUCUCAUUUGACGCAUUGAUCAAGAAUGGGCGAUGCAUGAAACUCAUAUGUGACGAUGAGGUAUUUUGGAUGCGAGAAGUUAUGGAUAAUGAACUGAGAAUGCUGAAGAAUGUGCAUGGAGUGAGUGAAUUGACUGAAAAUCAGUCAACAGGUACAAUAUCAAUUAGAGUAGCAUCAGGAAAAUAUACAUUCAUUGCAUACUGGCAAUAA
Didymodactylos carnosus is the source of this 2922-nucleotide messenger RNA. Lineage: Eukaryota; Metazoa; Rotifera; Eurotatoria; Philodinida; Philodinidae. The record is from the annotation of a GenBank genome assembly.